Molecule: messenger RNA, 3278 nt
Organism: Hyalella azteca
Lineage: Eukaryota; Metazoa; Arthropoda; Malacostraca; Amphipoda; Hyalellidae
Gene: TfIIA-L
Product: transcription initiation factor IIA subunit 1
Exons: 10
Coding region: 99-1307 (402 amino acids)
Biological process (GO): transcription by RNA polymerase II; transcription initiation at RNA polymerase II promoter
Cellular component (GO): transcription factor TFIIA complex
Source: RefSeq, a predicted model, not a curated record
ACUUCACUCACUCUAUAUAUAGGCCAGCAUCGAGAGAGGUCACUGCUUCUUAGGGAGCCCACAGUGUUAUAUACGUCUGUGUUAUUCAAACUGCCAAUAUGGCCCAAUGUGCUACGUGUGUGCCUCGACUGUACAAAAGCGUCAUAGAAGAGGUGAUGGCAAAUGUGCGUGAUGCAUUCCUGGAUGAAGGCAUUGAUGAACAAGUUCUGCUGGAGGUGAAGCAGUCAUGGGAACAAAAGCUAGCCGCUACCCGAGCAACAGAUCACAGUGAAGCUCUGGCUGGCACCAACCAGCCGCCCAAUUUAGCUCAGCAACAGCUGCAGCAAACAGCUCACCAGCAGGUAGCAAGUGGGCUUACUGGAACAAAUCCUCCUCCUCAAACAGCUCCUGUUGUGUCAACUCCUGUGAACCUAGUGCCAGUGCAGAUCACAGUGCCUGCCCAGCAAGCUGGUGGCACACCUAAGACAAUCACCAUUCACGUGCCAUCAUCAGCCCUUGCCAACGGUGUUGCUGGCAAUCAACUGCAAUCCAUCCUUUCAGCCCCAUCGGCCGCCCAGACCUUCGCCAUGGAGGCGACACAAGCAGCUGAAGUGAUCCAGCGUCAGCUGAAUGCCGCCCUGCAGCAAUGUGGCGUGACGCUUCCUCCACAGCUCCUGCAGUUUGGCUCCCAGCCACAGGUGGAUGGCGCCGUGGACUUGCCUUCAGGUACUCGUCCCAAAAGUCGUAAGGUGAGCAGGAUAUCGAGCAAGAAGGCCAAUGGAGCUCACUCAUUGGUUGCUGGAGAUGCGUCCUUGCUCGAGUCUGAGGAUGGAAACACACUUGCAGUCAUGCCUGCUGCUGCUGCUGCCGCUGUCGCCACCACCACCAUUCAGUCUUGCACACGUGACGACACAGCAAUUAAAGUAUCAGCGGACAGAGCUACGUUGGACCGACUGCUCAUGGAAAGGCUUACUCUGAAUCAGACGGACGGCGGGUGUGACGACAGUUCUGAUGAGAUGUCGGGCGAUGAUGACGACGAUGACGAUGACAAAGAAGAGGAGGAUGAGAAGGAUAAGAAGUACGGCAUGGAUGAUGAAGAGGAGGAAGACGAUGCUGGCGAUGUCAAUGAGGAUCCGUUGAAUUCGGCGGAUGAUUUGAGUGAUGAUGAAGGCGGCGAGGCAUUCGAAACUGACAACGUCGUUGUGUGUCUCUUCGAUAAGGUGACCCGUGUGCGCAACAAAUGGAAGUUCAACCUCAAGGACGGCAUCAUGAACUUGAAAGGCAAAGAUUAUGUUUUCUUGAAAGCCACUGGGGAAGGCGAGUGGUGAUGUGUCUAGAAAUUUUGUCCUGCUCUGGAACUGGAUUUCAUUCGUUCCCUUAAGCCUGGGGUGAUACUCUGGUCAUGGAACUUGUGGCCAUCUGAAUGAAAGGAAUCUUUUAAUCCGUACAUUUGAAGUCUAUUACUAUUUACGUUGAGGACGGUGUGGCAUCUGUGCACUUAUGAAUGAUGUAUUCUUUAAAUUAACCACAAAUCACCGUAUGUGCUACUCAGGUUAAUUUAAGGUUGAGCUGCUUCAACGUGGAUCAUUAGCCAAUGUCGUUUGUUCGUAAAAGCUUCUUAAUAUAGAUCAUUAUAUGUUCAUUCAAAGUUUAAUGCUUCUAGCGGUUAUGUUGGGCAUAUUUUUUGUCAUGAACCAAUUAGAAAAUGGAGUUUAUUUUGUGUGUCAGAAGUGGAUGUAGUAACGUCGUCAGAAGUCGCCAGGUGCAAAUGUAAUCAGUUGUUUCAUUUGUGUACGUUCUUUUAUUCGUUAGCCUAAGUAUUUGAGUGUGACGGAUUGCUAAUUCAAGUAUCAUAUAUUGAUAUUUUUCCGUCUCCAUUAUAUUCUGGAAGUCGGAGCGAAAAUUUUCUUAUUUUAACUAACAUCCUGGCGGAUUUUUAUUGGCAGUGCGCAAUAUGAUCGACCCUCUUUUGUUACACAUAAUUUUUCGGAACUCGUGAUCGAGUUGAUGUACGAUGACAAUUUUCACUCUGUGUGCAAACGUACUUACGACUAUGAUUGAAAUUAAUGCUAAACAGUUGAGACUAGACAUUCCAGUUACUGACCAGUUAUUCAUGAGGAGUCAUUUCAAUGAUGAUGAUUUUUCCUAUAUGUAAUCAGUUAAAUAACUCGCGUCUUUUGUAGGAGUUGAGUGUUCCUCUAUACUUGUGCUUGUUGUCAAAAUUCAUCGAACCAGAGGAUUAUUUUAUUGGGUGCCCUUUUUCGUCUCUGGGUGUUAAGAGUCUUGUUUUCUGCGGCUUUGAAAAUUGAAUUCCUUCUUUGAUCUUUUUUUUCCAUAACCAUGUUUGAAAUUAUUUAUUUUUUUUCAGUAGGACUGCAAUAAUAGUGUAAAUAAUGAUGCCCAUUAUUUAACAUUAUUAUCGAAUUGUGAUAUCCUGUAAAUAGGAGCGGUGAUUGGAGCGUAAAACGUAUUGGCGAGAAUAAUGUUUGAUACUGUAUGUGCCUAACGCCAUACGACGUUGUUAUUCUAGUUUCAGAGCGAGUUCUAGUUCAUAGUACCUGAAUAAGGGUAUUGGAGGUGGGAUUAAAUAGUGAGUUGGAUUCUUGUUUUACCUUGGUAGCGUUUCUUCAUUCCAGUCCCAGUUUAGUUCUUUGUUGUUAGUCUUUUCUAUGAUCGACUUGCAGUUGAAUCCAUCGAUGCCUAAAGUUUGUCGCCGUAGAUUUUGUUCUAAAUCUUUUUAUCCUGAGUUACUCUACCAAACCUCUAGUUAGUCUAGUAUAUUCUAGUGUAAUAAUAUGCAUGCAACUCCACUGCUCAUGAGUGAAGCAAUCUCUUCCGUUUGGAUUUGUCACCAGCCUAGUUUAAACUCAUGCCGUCAUUUUAGACGUUUGCACUUGAGUGAUUAUUUUCAGUUUUAUGUGAAUAUAUUGACUUUUUAGUCCAACAAGCUCCCACAUCGCUAUACAUGAAAUUAAUCCUCUCCCCACGCGUAUGGGACAGGUUGUAAGGUUUUAAUUCGUAUUGUUUUUGUAUUUUGAACUGCGUGAGGGCUUCGUUGUGUUGAUCAGAUUAAUAACUGGGCGAUUUGAAUAUUUAUUUAGAAUUUUGUUUCUUUGCGUGUAAGCAAAGAAGAGGGUUUACUUGUUGAGCGGCACGUUAGGAUAAACUCAUGAUAUUGCGUUGCGCACCUGCUUCUUGCAUGGUGCCAUGUGUGAAUAUCACUCGCUAUGUCAACAUUAAUGAUCGUUUGUUCAGUACAGAGAACUCUAUGAAUGUUGCGUAUUAAAAGAUUCAAAGUA